Messenger RNA from Babjeviella inositovora NRRL Y-12698, 879 nucleotides. RefSeq lists its product as uncharacterized. The record is from RefSeq and is a predicted model, not a curated record. Lineage: Eukaryota; Fungi; Ascomycota; Pichiomycetes; Serinales. The transcript has a single exon. Gene Ontology annotation, cellular component: mitochondrial inner membrane peptidase complex. Bases 37 to 477 code for a protein of 146 amino acids.
UUAGUGCAUCACUCCAGCUGGCCUCUACUUGUUCCUAUGGCACCCUCCACCCCAGUAUACUCCCGUGCUGAAAUCUUGAACACAUUCCACAUCUCCGACAGCACCUUUGUCCUGGAUGACAAGGAUUGUACUCUCUUCUCGCUCACUCAGAACGAGUGCACGAUAUUGCCCGGGGAAAAGGGCAGCCCAGCCUCGGUGAUUUGUUUGCCCUUCAAACGCAUGUUUAAACGUUGUCUCCUCAAUAGUCCGAAGCAGGCGGUGCAGUUGGCGGACGGGAUCUAUGGCCAGAAGAGCAAGAAUCGAUUCAGGCAGGAUACCGAGGCACAGAAAUACGUGAUUAUCGAAAUUACGAGUGCUGAGACAAAUAGUGUGGCAAAAUUACGAGCGCAGUAUGGUGAGCUUUUGGAGAGCUUUCUCAAGGCGGAAAAAGAGCUCCGUCGCCAGUACGAACACGAGUAUCCGUUUCGGUCCGGGUGAAUAAAAUGGUAAGAGAAACAAUCAGGAAUGGGAUACAAAUAAAAGGUGGGAGAGGAUAUGAUGGGAUUUGAUGAGGUGACAUGUCCUGGAUUUGACCGCAUCCAUAGACCAUUCUUCCGAUGCCAAAAUGUCAUAUUCAUCCUCCAAGAAACAUCAGUUAGUGACUGGUUGGUGUAAUCCACAUACGCUAAAGAGCAUGUGAUAUUUAUAUUGCACUCAAGAAUGAUAUGUUAAUGGGUAUAAUCGUUAUUUACUCAAUCCCCCAGAACUGCGCCAAUUGGUUGUCUUGCUGGCAAUCACUGAGAUGUUCUAACUAGACAUCUGGAUAAUCCGUACGCUUAGCUUUAUCGUGUAAUUGCGAUGCUGGAAUAUAUAUAAGCCUCGCGCAAUGAAGGAAACCCC